AUGGUGUCCUCGAUGUUCCGCAAGCGCCAUGAGGCCGAAGAGAUCACGCCCAUCCCGGCGCCCCUCGACUCCAACUCGUCGGGCGUCGAUCAUUUGCACCACCUGCAGCAGUUUGAAAAGGCUCACAAGCUCGACCCCAACCUGCCCAUCGACGAGCUCAACGAUGUCGACGCCGCCAUUGCCACUGGCAACGCCGAAAAGGGCCUUGAGAUUGAGCACGCCCUCAUGGAGGACAACAGCCCCUAUCCAGAGGUCCGCGCAGUCGUGCGCAACUACGACGUCGAUGUUCCCGCCAAUACGGUCCGCGCCUGGGUCAUCGGCAUGGUUCUCUGCACUCUCGGCUCCGGCAUCAACAUGCUCUUCUCGCUCCGCAACCCCAGCGUGGCCAUCACCACCUACGUCAUCCAGCUCAUCGCCUAUCCCAUCGGCCGCGGCUGGGAUCUCGUCAUGCCUGACCGGGUCUGGAACCUGUGUGGGCUCAAGUUCAACCUCAGGCCCGGCCAGUUCAACCACAAGGAACACGUCGUCAUUGUCGCCAUGUCCAAUGCUGCAUAUGGCGGAGGAGUCGUCUACGCCUCGGACGUCCUGAUUGCGCAAAAGAUCUUCUACGGCCAGGACUUUGGACCUGCCUUUCAGAUUCUCUUCAGCAUCACCACCCUGUGCACCGGCUAUGGGCUCGCCGGUCUUGCCCGGCGCUUCUUGGUCUGGCCCGCCGCCAUGAUCUGGCCCGCCGAUCUCGUCAACUGCGCCCUGUUCUACACUCUGCACGACCACUCCAGAUCGGAUCCUUCGAAAACCAACGGAUGGUCCAUUGGGCGCUACAAGCUGUUCCUCGUCAUCAGCUGCGGCGCCUUCUGCUACUAUUGGUUUCCGGGCUGGAUCUUCAAGGGCUUGUCCAUCUUCUCCUGGGUCUGCUGGCUCGCGCCCAACAGCGUCGUCGUCAACAAGGUCUUUGGCCCUCAGCAUGGAUACGGCCUGAUGCCCAUUAGCUUUGACUGGACCGUCAUAAGCGGGUUCAUCGGCUCGCCUCUCAUCCCCCCCUUUCACGCAAUCGCCAACGUCCUCGGAGGCAUCCUCUUCUUCUUCGUCUUCGUCUCCAUGGGCAUCCACUUUAGCGGCGUGCUGUACUCCGAGUACGUCCCUGUCCAGUCUAGCGAGUCGUUUGACAACACGGGCAAGCCGUACAACGUCAGCCGCAUUCUCGACGCCAACUAUCAGUUCAACGAGACUGCCUACAAGGAGUACUCGCCCCUGUAUCUGUCGACCCAGUUCGCCAUGGCCUACGCCAUGUCCUUCGCGGCAAUGGCCGCCGUCCUCAUCCAUGUCGCUCUCUAUCACGGUAAAGAGAUUUGGAGGCAGUUCAAGAUGGCUCGGCACCAGGAAGACGACGUUCACAUGCGCCUGAUGAAGAAGUACCGUGACGCCGAGGACUGGUGGUAUGGAGCAAUCACAGCUCUGUUUGUAGUCAUGACUGCCAUUUCUUUUGGUGUCGUGGCAGGCUGGCCCACCGGCUUCCCCGCGUGGGCGUUUGUGGUUUGCCUCUUGAUCCCCAUCAUCUGGCUCAUCCCAAUCGGUCUCAUCCAGGCCAUCACCAACAUCCAGCUGGGCCUCAAUGUCUUGACCGAGUUCAUCAUCGGCUACAUGGUCCCUGGACGGCCCCUCGCCAUGAUGAUGUUCAAGAAUUACGGAUACAUCUCCAUGUCGCAAGCCCUCUAUUUCGCUCAAGAUCUCAAGCUCGGCCACUACAUGAAGGUGCCUCCUCGCGUCAUGUUCGCCUCGCAACUCGUCGCCUCGAUUUGGUCGGCCAUUGUUCAGAUCGGCGUCCUGAACUGGGCAGUCCACCACAUCCCCGACGUGUGCAAUCCUCAGCAGCCAAACAACUACACUUGCCCCAACGGGCGUGUCUUUUACACGGCGUCGGUCGUCUGGGGAGCCAUCGGCCCGGCCCGCAUCUUCAGCCACGGAGCCGUCUAUGCCUCGCUGCAGUGGUUCUGGCUCGUCGGGGCUGCCACGCCCAUCAUCAGCUGGCUUCUCGCGCGGCGGUGGCCCAAGUCUAUCUGGCGCUAUGUCUGCACGCCCGUCAUCUACGGCGGCACGGGCCUGCUGCCUCCAGCGACCGUGUACAUCUUCCUCUGCUGGGGAGUCGUGGGCAUCAUCUUCAACUACUUCAUCAAGCGCCGCUACAUGGGGUGGUGGCUGCAGUACAACUACAUCACGUCGGCCGCUCUGGAUUGCGGCCUGAUUGUCUCGACAAUCGUCAUCUUCUUCACCCUCUACCUGACGAGCACGAGCCCGCCAAGCUGGUGGGGCAACGCGGGAGUCUUUGAGACGCUCGACUUUACCAACGGAGCCGUCACGACGCAUCUCAAGCCCGGGGAAACAUUUGGGCCAUCGGUAUUCCCCUGA
Molecule: messenger RNA, 2406 nt
Organism: Hirsutella rhossiliensis
Lineage: Eukaryota; Fungi; Ascomycota; Sordariomycetes; Hypocreales; Ophiocordycipitaceae
Product: OPT oligopeptide transporter protein
Exons: 4
Coding region: 1-2406 (801 amino acids)
Biological process (GO): transmembrane transport
Molecular function (GO): oligopeptide transmembrane transporter activity
Source: RefSeq, a predicted model, not a curated record